UGUAAGCAAACUUGUUCAGAACAAUUUUAGUUAGUCAUAUUAUAUAUAAACCGAUUUGGUUUAUCAAAUGGAAAGUUAAACAACAAAAGAAAAUUCAUCAAAUGUGAACUUUAGAAAAACAAUUAAAAAGAGAGAACGAAAGAAAACAGAAAAGUCUCAAAGGUCCCCAAUGCGGUGACGUUACUUCGAAAGUUAUUAAUAUUAUCAGAUAACGCCAAUCUACAAAGCGUACAAAAUCAAGAAAGAACACAGUCAAAGAACCCCAAUAGACCAUGGAACCUUUGGGCAAAGACAAUUAUGAGACGUGGAAAGUGCAAAUGCAAGCGGUCUUAAUAAAAAAUGAUUUGUGGAAUUAUGUGAAUGGAACACAUGUAAGGACGGAAGCCAAUUCUCUACAAUGGGAAACUGAGGACGCAAAGGCCAAAUCAGAAAUAGUUCUGGCCAUGACAAGUUCGGAGUUGAAACAUGUUAAGAACUGCGAAACUUCAAAUGAUAUGUGGAAAGAGUUGCAUAGUAUUUAUCAGGCUGCAUGGCCUGCUCGUAAGGCUGUACUUCUGAAAUCCUUAAUUCUAUUGAAAAUGGAGUCCGGUGGCGAUAUGAGGCAGCACGUGGAUAAGUUUUUUGAUAUUGCAGACAAAUUAAAUGCAGUCGAACAGGUGGUUAAAGAUGAUUUGUUGUCAACCUUCCUGUUAUAUAGCAUGCCUGAAGAAUACGAGCCAUUCCGUAUUGCAAUCGAGUUGCAAGACAAUUUGCCAACGCCAGACGAUCUCAGGAUGAAAUUCUUAAACGAAUAUGAGGUCCGCUACAGAUACAAACGUGAAACUAGCCAGAAACUUCAGGAAAAAUGUGAAGAAUUUAACAAUUUAAGAAUUCAGAAUAAUAUCGAAGUAGUUUCCGACGAUCAAAGAAUAAUAACUGAGCGUCAUCAACAGCUGAAGAUGCGUAGCGAGGAGGCAGCACGACCCGUACUCGGGCUAGAGCUUAGCCGGGACACACAUCCCCAGGAUGCGCCUAGCUCCGAACUGUGCAUGCAGCAGGAAUUGGAUGAAUUGCAAUGCAAAUAUAAAAAUCUACAGCGUGAGCAUGAAACUUUGCUACAUAAGACGCACAUGAUUUGCGACCUUAAGGCUAAGGUGGAGAGCGCAAUCAACAAAUUACAUGACGAUUAUGCGGCAAUGGUGCUAGAGCUAGUACAGCAGUUUGCCAAAUACGAAGAUGCCGCAGACGAGCAGGACGAACAGGACGAACAAGAGGAACAGGACGAACAGGAUCAAAUCGACAUCUUGGAACAGAAUCUCUGCGCCAAGCGGGAUGAGCUAUUUAAGACACUGGAGACUGCUGAUGAACAUGAAGACGAUGACGACGAGCAGGAGCAAUCCCGUAAGAAAUUGAUUGAGCUAAUAGAUUGUAUAGAGAAGAAUCUGAGCGAGAGGCGCGUUGCACUGGAGAAGAGGCAACAUUUAAUGAAACUGAGUACAGAAGAGCCUCUGGUAGAUGGCAACGCCGAAAAAGCGCUGGUCUCCAUUGCACCAAAUAGCACGAAUAGCAAGGGUAAUUUCCUGCUAGCCAGGAUGAAAGAUCUCAAGAACUGUACACUUCAAGCGCUGGCAAGUAUUUUCGAUCCGACGAGACAACGACAUGAAAUGUUGCUAGUCGGUGAUGAAUGGAGGCAUGGGACAUGUGCUUUUAAUAAAAUGUUAGGACUCGGUGGCUAAAUCCUUCAACUCUUGUCCUAUGCAAGAAUCGCAUUUAUUUAUUUUUUCUCUGAAGUAUCGAUAUUGCUCCCGUUCCGAUAUCGAUAUCGGACUCGCGGUAUCUAACAUAAGUAUGCAUAUAAAGCUUCAGGAGAACUUUGAUAAUUAUGGUUAAGGAACCUUUACCCAGCUGAUCAGGGAUUUCCCAUACCUUUCCUUCUCUUGCUUUUUAGUUUAUAUAAUUUUUAAUUAAUAUUGUUAACUUUGUUCAAGCUAUCUUAUUUAAUAAACCGUUGUAAUAUUUGUA
Molecule: messenger RNA, 2001 nt
Organism: Drosophila virilis
Lineage: Eukaryota; Metazoa; Arthropoda; Insecta; Diptera; Drosophilidae
Product: coiled-coil domain-containing protein 136-like
Source: RefSeq, a predicted model, not a curated record